Gregarina niphandrodes is the source of this 1200-nucleotide messenger RNA. Its product is annotated as L-asparaginase type I. The transcript has a single exon. Bases 1 to 1200 code for a protein of 399 amino acids. The record is from RefSeq and is a predicted model, not a curated record. Gene Ontology annotation, molecular function: asparaginase activity. NCBI's taxonomy places the organism in Eukaryota, Apicomplexa, Conoidasida, Eugregarinorida, Gregarinidae.
AUGUCAGCAACUUCGGUGAGGGGUGUUGAGAGCCCGCUAUCGGUGCGGAGGCGUGUGUUGGUGAUAAUAACGGGUGGUACGAUCUGUAUGCGUCCGUCUGCGGAGGAGGGUGUGACGAUGUCUGAUUUAUCAUGUACACCGUUGGAGUGUCAGUUGCGUAGUUUGCCUGAGUUACAAGGAGCAUCACUGCCAUCGUUUGAUGUGGUGGAAUGGGAGGUAUUAUUAGACAGCAGUGAUGUAGCAUUGGAGCAUUGGUGUCGAUUGGUGGGUACAAUAAGUGCGAAUUAUGAUAAGUAUGACGGAUUUGUUGUAUUGCAUGGUACAGACACACUGUCAUUUACGGCUUGCGCUUUAAGUUUUAUGUUGGAGAAUUUGAGCAAGACGGUUGUUGUAACAGGUGCUAUGUUGCCAGUAUCGCAUAUUAACACGGAUGCUAAGCGUAAUGUUGCUGUUAGUUUAUUAGUGGCAGGUUACAGUGGUGCAUGUGAGGUGUUGGUAUGUUUUGGAACUCGUAUAUUAAGAGGCAAUCGUGUUGUUAAGAUGAAUUGUAAUAUAAUGGAUGCAUUUGAUACACCUAAUUGUAGUCAUCUUGGUCAGAUUGGUAUUGAUAUUACGUUGGAUCAUAAUUAUUUACGUCCUCAACCAAAACAAUAUAUGACGCCAUUUACUAAUAUGCUCAUUAAUAAUGUAGUUGUGUUAAGAUUAACACCACAAUUCGAUCCUAUGAUCAUUCGACAAUUAGCCGUAACCGAAUGCGACCCAUUUGGAAUAAUUCUAGAACUAUUCGGAACUGGUACCGCUCCAUCCAACGAACGCUUUAUCAAGGCAAUACUAUUCGCUAUCACCUCUGGUGUUACCGUCGUCGCACUUACACAAUGUCCUAGCGGUACCUGCUCACUUCAAACGUAUGCCAACGGUAAUUAUCUACAUAAACUCGGCGUCAUUGAAGGCAAAGAUAUCACUACUGAAGCAGCAUUUACCAAACUAGCAUACCUAUUCGGUAAAGGAUUCAAAGACGAAGAACUUAGAGCUAUGAUGGAACAAGACCUACGCGGAGAACUGCACUCGCACACACACAAAAUUACUGGACAAGCAACUCUAAAUCCGACCCUAGAAACUGUACCAUUAGAAGAUAAUAAACAUUGCCAACUCAGCGUCGCACACUGCCAACGACUCAACGAAAAAAAAUACGAAGCAUAG